Molecule: messenger RNA, 1146 nt
Organism: Aspergillus wentii DTO 134E9
Lineage: Eukaryota; Fungi; Ascomycota; Eurotiomycetes; Eurotiales; Aspergillaceae
Product: DUF3712 domain-containing protein
Exons: 4
Coding region: 1-1146 (381 amino acids)
Cellular component (GO): fungal-type vacuole membrane
Source: RefSeq, a predicted model, not a curated record
AUGGCCGUUGGAGAUAAAUAUCGCGAUCUAGAAAAAGACACCAAAGCAACCAAACUGUCCAGUUUGGAUGCAGAGAUCGAACAUAUUGAAUCUGCUGGCCCUGGAUCCCUUAAUAAAAACAAGGUAGUGCAAUUAAAAGCGCGCCGGCAUUUCCAACGCUUCUGGUGCUGCUAUCUAUUGGCCGCUAUCGUAUUUCUCGCCAUCUUUCUACCAAUCUUCUUCGUCUUUAUCGUCCCCGCCAUCGCGCAGAGAAUAGUCGACGACACCAGUCUUCCCGUCUACGCAGCAGGAAUCCUCGAUCCUACACCAGACACCAUCACCUUUUCGAUCAACACCUCUCUCAGUAUUCCCGCUGGUCUAUCGGUUCGAACUGAACCAUUCACCUUAUCGCUCUUCAAUCGAGACGUCCAUCCAAUUCAACCAUGGAUCGAUGUUGGACUACCGGAAUACAAUCUUAAAGGAAAAACCCCGAUGAGUAUUAUACAGAAGGACACCAAAAUCAUCAGUCAUGCGCAGUUUGUAGAAACAAUCACCAGGGCUGCUUACUCGAAGCAGUUUACCCUGUCAGCAAAGGGAUCUACAGUUGGGCAUCUUGGGGCUCUAAAGGCAGGGUUGACGCUUGAUAAAGAUAUCGAACUCGAUGGACUCGACAAAAUCAGUGGCUUGUCAAUCGACUCUGCACGUCUUGUUGCACCCGCAGAAGAGGAUGGGACGAAUCUUCGAGGCACCAUUACACUGCCCAAUCAUUCUGCUAUCACUUUAGCCCUGGGAAAUGUCACACUCAAUCUCAAAACAGCGGGUCUCAUCAUCGGCCAAGGCUUUCUCGAUAACGUCGUCUUAAAACCAGGCAACAACAGCAUGCCCUUACGAGCAACCCUCAGCAUCCAGACAGUGCUAGAAAAUAUAUUGGACAUAUUAUCCGCGCAAAAGUCCGCCCUCACUGACGGCGAACUGGAAAUAUGCGCAUCAGUAAACUCGACUGUGUACAACGGCAAGCACAUCACGUAUUACGAAGAGGUGUUGAACAGUCUGACUCUGACUGCUCGUGUGCCGAUAAUAAAGGUGUUGACGGACACGGUGCAGGGGCUAUCUCAGGAUUCUGGCUUUAAUCUUAGCAGUAUACUAGAUGAUAUUGGGAAUAGUUGA